Kwoniella botswanensis is the source of this 1101-nucleotide messenger RNA. RefSeq lists its product as uncharacterized. The transcript has 4 exons. NCBI's taxonomy places the organism in Eukaryota, Fungi, Basidiomycota, Tremellomycetes, Tremellales, Cryptococcaceae. Gene Ontology annotation, molecular function: protein binding; 6-phosphogluconolactonase activity. The record is from RefSeq and is a predicted model, not a curated record. Bases 1 to 1101 code for a protein of 366 amino acids.
AUGAGCGACUCAGCGAAAUUGAUCUUGUUAGGUACACACGCGACUUCAAUCCAUUCGGUGAUCUUUGAUCCGAAAGCUCGUACGCUCACGAGAGGAAUCAGCACGAACGAUUUACCCGCUCAACCAAGUUGGCUGAUCAGACAUCCAAAACAUCCCGAGCUCAUCUUCUCCAAUGGAUGGGUAGAUAAUAAAUUGAUUAUCUAUCGAUUGAAGAGCUCAGAAGGGAACCUAGAAAAGGUAGCAGAAGCCAAUACGGGCGGUGAAGGUCCCACGCAUUUUGCAAUCUUGCCAGAUGGGUCUGAAAUCGUUGUAGCCCAUUAUCGAAGUGGAAGCGUUACUGUGCUGCCUCUCAAAGACAAUGGGCUAUUCGCGGCCUCCUCACCUACACAAGAUAGGAUAUACAAGGGUAACUACUCGCCGAAGAAACACUGGAGACAGGAAGCCGCGCAUAUGCAUCAGGUCGUAGUGCACAACGGGGAGAUUUUGAUUCCGGAUCUUGGUUCAAAUAAGGUGUAUAGGUUCAAAUGGGAUUCCGAAACUAAGGAGUUGAACUUGUUGGAUGAGAUUGAAGAUGGGUUUCAAGAUGGCGAUGGACCGAGACAUCUGGUGGUGCAUCCCAGCGGAUCGCACUUGUACGUCUUAAAUGAAGUUGCUGGUGCUUUGACUGUCCAUACCCUGCCAGCUUCUGGACCUUCCAGAUUAGUCAAGCGAUACACAAUGCUCCCACCCAAUGACGAUGGAAGGAGAAGAGAGACGGGAGGUGCUGAGAUCGUCCUCUUGCCACCUACCAAACCGGAUGGUCGAAUGCUUCUCAUCGCAUCCAAUAGGGACUCACCCAACGACGAAGAUACCUUGGCUUUGUUCUCUGUCUCUCAAACUGAUGGUGGAGAUGUGAUUAGAACCAAUGAAGGUUGGCUAGGUGGAGUAGGCAAACAUCUCAGGGCUGUCGAGCAAGAUCCCUCUGGAAGAUAUGUGCUGGUGGCGGCUAGAGAUACAGGUAGAAUAGUGGUAUUUGAGAGAUCAGGGGACGAUGGAUUACAAUUGAGUGAGGUGGCUAGAUUGGAAGGUGUAGAGUCGGUCGUAGUGCCCUUAUGGAUAUAA